Messenger RNA from Phyllotreta striolata, 1491 nucleotides. Lineage: Eukaryota; Metazoa; Arthropoda; Insecta; Coleoptera; Chrysomelidae. The record is from the annotation of a GenBank genome assembly.
AUGAUUUCAAUAGAGCUGUUAUUAUUCAUCGCUUCUAUUUUGUUUCUAAUUAUUUACAAACACCUAAAAACCUUUAAUUAUUGGACCGAAAGAGGAGUGUACAGUCCUAAACCAGUUCCAUUCUUCGGCAAUGCUUAUAAAAUCCUCACUUUUACCAAACACGCCAGUGAAGUUUUUAAAGAACUCUACGACCAAACCGACGAGCCCUACCUUGGAAUAUUCCUAUUCGACAAGCCGUUUCUACUAUUGAAAGAUCCAAAAUUAAUAAAAAGAAUUCUGCUGAAAGAUGCCCACUUGUUCAAAGACAGAACAAUCGCACCAUCAACCAACAACGAAAUUUUCAGGAAUUUCCUGCUGAUGUGCCGAGGAGCGAGAUGGAAGAAACUUAGAGACCAAGUCUCUCCGUUAUUUACUUCGGGAAAACUAAAAACUAUGAUUGGUGAAAUCAAUCGAGUUUCCGACGAAUUGAUGCAUCACAUUUCCCAACGGGGAAAUCCGCUGUGUGUAAGAGAACUGUACUCGAGUUUUAUAACAGAGGCGACCGCUAGGGCCUUAUUUAACAUAAACACUGAUUGCUUAAAGAGCGACCAAAGCGGCUUCAAGAAAAUUAUAAGAAAGAUAUUUAACCCGUCUUUGAAAACGUUGUUACUGCAAAUGCUUUAUUUCGUUAAAGCCUCGUGGGUUAACUACUUGGGUUUUGAUUUUGUCGAUAAUACUGCCACAACAUUUCUUACUAGGCUCCUAAACGAGGCUAUAGAAACCAGAGAGUUGGUAACCGGAGGAAAAUCCAAGAAUAUCGUAGAUGUGAUGCUUCAGAACAAAAAAACUGGAGAUGAAGGAUUUGGAAAAAACGGACAUGUGGCCAGCGGACUCCAAUUAUUAGUAGCGGGUGUCGAUACUACCAGUACUGGUAUAGCUUGGUUCACAUACGAAAUGGGUCAAAAUCCCGAAAUACAAGACAGAUUGCGAAGUGAAAUUAUAGAAGUAUUGAAGAAAUAUAACGGAGAAAUUACGUGGGAGGCGAUACAUGAGAUGAAAUACUUGGACAUUUGUUACUUAGAAGUUCUACGAAGGCAUCCUUUCGUGCCAUUUGUGGAGCGGCAAGCCGCGGAAGAUUAUAAAGUCGAAGAAACGGGAUUAGUUAUCGAAAAAGGCACCGCCACUAUGAUUCCCCUGUUCUCACUGUUUUUGGACGAAAACCAUUUCGAAAACCCUUUUGAAUUCAACCCAGAGAGGUUUGCUAGCAGCAAUCACGCGAACACUAAUAAUACUGGAUUAGUAUUCAUGCCAUUUGGUGCUGGUCAUCGGUUAUGCUUAGGAGAAAGAUUCGCUAUCUUAGCAACCAAGCAAGUCGUAAUAACAACACUUCUGCACUACAGAUUGGAGAAAUGCGAACAAACGCCCGCGUAUCCACCAAAAUACGAUCCCAAAUCAACGUUUCUCUGUUGCGAAGGGGGAAUACCGAUGAAAUUUAUUAAAAUCCACAACUGA